AUGUGGAAAAAGAAGGAGAUCUCCGUCAGCUCAUCCUCUGUGGUAGACCUAAAAGCCGAGCUCUUCCGCGCCCAAGAAGAAUUCCAAAAGGAGAAACUCCGGACGGGAAGCAGUACACUAAGAGCCGUCUCCACCAAACCCAUAAAGGUACCCUCCUCUCACAUUACGAAACCGCCCACAAACAAAGGCGUCGCCCAACGCGCCAAAAAAGACGUAAUCGACAACGAUGCGGAGAGGAUAGAACCAAGCCUGGAAGCGAGCUGGGUUGCGUUGAAGCGGAAGGCGGAGGUUUAUGAGCGGUUGGCGAGGGAGGGCGGUGGCGGAGAUGUCGAUGGUGAUGAUGAGAAGGAGGAGACGCUGGUCGAUUUUUUGAUGAAGAAUGCGGAGGGGGAGAAGGGGAAGGGUGUUGGCGAUGCGUUUGAUAGUGAAGACCCGUGGGUAGAAGCCGUCGACGAGUUUGGACGGACACGGAUCGUACGAAGGAGUCAGGUUGAAGGGCAGGGGUUACGCAGAUUCACAAAAGUCGACACAGACCCAACAUCCGCCACCGACACCUCCUCCCAUACACCAACCCUUAUGUCCUCAGACAUGCGUCAAGAGGCCGCACGACAAGAAUGGGAACAAUCCGCUCUCGCCUCCCUCCAAUCCCCUUCGUCGCCCGCCCAAACACCACAUUUCGACUCCGCACGUGAGAUCCGCACGCUCGGGACCGGGUUUUACCAGUUUUCGCAGUCGGCAGCCGAGCGGCAGAAGCAGAUGGAUGACUUGAAGAAGAUUCGGGAGGAGACUGUUGUUGGGAGGGAGAGUGUUGCGGGGGGGAGGGAGAGGAGGAGGGGGAGGGUUGAGGAGAGGAGGGAGGCUCUGAGGGAGAGGAAGAGGAGGAGGGUUGAGCAGGGUGGGGAUAAGAGAGAGGGACAGGGGGAAAAAGAGCAGCAAGAUAAAGAAGGUGGGGAUGAGGAGGGGAAUAAGGAAGGGGAUGUGAACCUUGCUGUGGAUGAUUUCUUGGCUGGGAUUGUUGGGAACGUGUGA
Messenger RNA from Fimicolochytrium jonesii, 1029 nucleotides. RefSeq lists its product as uncharacterized. The coding region runs from base 1 to 1029 and encodes 342 amino acids. The transcript has 5 exons. NCBI's taxonomy places the organism in Eukaryota, Fungi, Chytridiomycota, Chytridiomycetes, Spizellomycetales, Powellomycetaceae. The record is from RefSeq and is a predicted model, not a curated record. Gene Ontology annotation, cellular component: nucleus.